Molecule: messenger RNA, 2952 nt
Organism: Funneliformis caledonium
Lineage: Eukaryota; Fungi; Glomeromycota; Glomeromycetes; Glomerales; Glomeraceae
Source: the annotation of a GenBank genome assembly
AUGGCAUCCUAUCAAUUAUCAAUUGACAAACUUUUACGUUUAGCUUUCGUUGCACUUAUUAUCUUGAUUAUAUACCUGUUUGCUAAUGAUUUUAAUAAAUUGAAUUUGGAAAAGAAUCAAGAAAAAUUGAUUCCAUUUCCAGAUUUUCCAAUCAAAAAGAUAGAUGCCGGUCAGGGAGAAGACAUUUGGAUUUUAACUGAUACAAAUAAACUAUAUCAUUGGAGUACGAUCUUACAUCGUUUUCUAGAAAAGCAAGAAAAUGUUAUAGAUUUUGCUGUCGGUAAAGAUGGAACGGUCGUUUGUGUUUUUAGUAAUAAUGAAAUUGCUGUUAGAAAUUUAAAUACAAAUUGGUGGUAUAGAAUAGAUGAUGGAAAACACACGCAUCAAACCAUUUCGAUCUGUGAUUACAAUAAAAUAUUGACAACGAAUGGAAAUAACGAUAUAAUUGCUGGCAUUUAUGAUGCUUCUAAUCCCGAAAAUAUUGACACAUACAAUUGGACAAUUCUUUCUUGUGCCUUUCGUGAUGAUUCUUUAUGGAUUAGAGGUAGUUAUCAAUAUGCUUAUCGAUACAUAAAUAAACAUAAACACAUUCCUAGAUCAGAAGUUCCAUUUAAACAAAUUAAAGCUCUAACUGAACAACGUGCAAUUGGAAUUGACUACGAUAAUAGAUUAUGGGAAUAUGAUCGCGGGAUUUGGACUUGGAUAAGAAAUGACGUUAUAAGUGCAUCAAUUAAUUAUGAUGACGUUUUUUCUUUUCAAAAUAAUCACUUAUCUCCAUUCUCGACAUCUAGAAUAUUAUCGCGUCAUGCGAGUAAAUCUUCUAAUAAUUAUUCUCCAAAUUCACCACUAAUUAACCUUUUAGCACCGCAGAAACAUAAUAUAAUAAAUAAUUUAUCCAAAGUUAUACACAAUACAUUUUUGGAACAGAGAGAACACAGAGAGCUUAGAGAACGACAGUCAUUAAAAGGAAGUUUAUUAUUUGAAGAAGCGUUAGGACUUAAACUAAACUGGAAUAAAGAUUUAUUGUCUGAUUUAUUACUUCGAUUUAAAACUUCACAUGAAAUUAAGAAAAAAUCUUUAGAGUUGGGGUUGCCACCUCAUAAGUUUAAAAAAGUAAUCAAACAAUUUGCUGACGAAGUUUGGAAUAACAAACUUCAAAGGUGUAAGACUGAAGAUUUACGUGCUGCUUAUGACGCUAAUGGGAAAGAGGGUGUUAAAAAAGCUUUAACAAGUGUAUUUUUAGAGUAUAUACCAGAAUAUUUGGAAGAGCAGGAUAAAGAAAAAUAUCAUUCAUUGAAACAAUUAAGUGAUUUGAGUUUUCCUGCAGAAUGGCAUCCGGCCGCAAGAACUAUGCAACGUAAAAUCAUUAUGCAUGUUGGUCCUACAAAUUCAGGGAAAACCUAUAACGCAUUGAAAUGUUUAGAAAAGGCUGAAUCGGGCAUAUAUUGUGGACCCCUAAGAUUACUUGCUCAUGAAAUCUUUGAUAGAAUGAAUAGCAAAAGUAUCCCAUGUAACCUUGUAACGGGAGAGGAAAGGAGGGAAUUAAAAGGAUGUGAUGUUCGGUUAACCUCUUCAACUAUAGAGAUGGCCAAUUUAAAUAAUCAAUUAGAUGUAGCCGUGAUUGAUGAGAUUCAAAUGAUUUCUGAUCAGCAAAGAGGUUGGGCGUGGACUCAAGCAUUAUUAGGUUUACAAGCAAAAGAAAUUCAUUUAUGUGGAGAGGCUUCAGCUGUCAAAUUAGUGAAAUCAGUAUGUGCUAGUUUAAAUGAAGAUGUUGAGGUAAGAGAGUAUCGUAGACUUUCGAAACUUGUUGUGGCCGACGAAAGCCUUAACGGCGAUCUAGGGAAAAUUCAAAAAGGAGAUUGUGUGGUGACAUUUUCUAGAAAGGCCAUUUUUGGUCUUAAAAACGAAAUUGAACAAGUUACAGGUCUUCGAUGUGCUGUCGUUUACGGAGCUUUACCUCCAGAAACUAGAGCCAUGCAAGCUAAACUGUUCAAUGAUCCUAAUAGUGGAUAUGAUGUUUUGAUUGCUAGUGAUGCGGUUGGAAUGGGCUUAAAUCUUAAUAUCCGUCGAAUUAUCUUUGAGACUGUAAAGAAAUUUGAUGGCAAGGAAAUCAGAUAUAUUUCGAUUCCACAAAUUAAACAAAUCGCCGGACGAGCUGGGCGAUAUGGUUUUGAUAAUCCAAUCGGUGAAGUUACUGCAUUGGAACCCCAAGACAUGAGAUAUGUACAAAAAGCCAUGCAAACACCUUCUAUUGAAUUAGAGGUUGCUGGAUUACAGCCUACUAUGGAGAUGGUUGAACAAUUUGCUCAUCAACUAUCUGGUAUCGAACAAUUUGAAAAACUCUUGGAAAAAUUUGAAGAUUUAGCUCGAGUUGAUGGUCAAUUCUUCUUGUGUAAUUUCGAUUCUCAAAAAAUAAUCGCCAAGUCGAUUGAACAUGUUGAUUUGACUAUACCAGAACGUUUCAUUUUUGCAACGUCGCCUAUAAAUUCAUCAGAUCCAAAACUCAUGCUAGUUAUUAAAAAGCUCGCGAAAUAUCAUAGUGACCACAUACCCGUCUCACUUGGUUCAAUCUUGCAUCUUGAUGCCAAAGUACCACGGGACAUACAAUCUUUAUCUUACAUUGAAUCGAAACAUCGUGUCAUCAUGUUAUAUUUAUGGCUAAGUUAUCGAUUUCCCGAAACAUUCUUGAAUAUCGAAGAAGCACUUGAAAUGAAAACAAGAUGUGAAGCGUUAAUUCAUGAAUCAUUACAAUCAUUGAAAUUCUCAAGAAAUCGACAUCGCAUAACAAAAUCAGAUGUUAAAAAGAUGAGUAAGACAUUUAAUCAAUCUCAAGAACGACAGUUAGCUCGAGAACAUAAAUCUAAAUAUCCUAAAAGGAUAAGAAAUUACGAAAAGAGGACGGAAGAAAAGUUAAGAAAGAAUGACGAUAAGUUGCAAAAAGUUACUGCCUAA